Messenger RNA from Colossoma macropomum (tambaqui), 3247 nucleotides. It is a transcript of the gene wipi2, whose product is annotated as WD repeat domain, phosphoinositide interacting 2. Gene Ontology annotation, molecular function: phosphatidylinositol-3-phosphate binding; protein binding; phosphatidylinositol-3,5-bisphosphate binding. The transcript is spliced from 12 exons. Gene Ontology annotation, cellular component: phagophore assembly site membrane; extrinsic component of membrane; cytosol. The record is from RefSeq and is a predicted model, not a curated record. The coding region runs from base 197 to 1474 and encodes 425 amino acids. Gene Ontology annotation, biological process: protein lipidation; protein localization to phagophore assembly site; autophagy of mitochondrion. Lineage: Eukaryota; Metazoa; Chordata; Actinopteri; Characiformes; Serrasalmidae.
AUGCUGAACUGACUGCGCACUGCGCAUGAGGAGGGAGCAACACUGAGAGAGAAAAACAACAACAUUCAUUGGGAGAAGAAGGGUGGAACUCAAUGACUCUGUGAAGUGAUCAGGGAUUUUGGACCUACCGUGAAAAAACCUACCCGCAUUUACGGCUAUUUCAAUUUCGACUGAACUUGUAGAUGGUGCCGUGCUCAUGAACCUGGCCAGUCAGAGCGGAGAGGCCGGCUGCAGCCAGCUCCUCUUCGCCAACUUUAAUCAGGAUAACACGUCCUUAGCAGUUGGUACUAAAUCUGGAUAUAAAUUUUUCUCUUUGUCAUCGGUGGACAAAUUGGAACAGAUUUAUGAAUGUACCGACACAGAAGAUGUGUGCAUCGUGGAACGACUGUUCUCCAGUAGCCUUGUUGCUAUUGUUAGCCUUAAGGCACCUAGGAAGCUCAAAGUGUGUCACUUCAAGAAGGGGACGGAGAUAUGUAACUACAGCUACUCCAACACUAUACUGGCUGUAAAACUGAACAGACAAAGAUUGAUAGUAUGUCUGGAAGAAUCACUGUAUAUCCACAAUAUCAGGGAUAUGAAAGUACUACAUACAAUUCGAGAAACUCCUCCAAAUCCAUCAGGAUUAUGUGCACUUUCAAUCAGCAAUGACAACUGCUAUUUGGCAUAUCCAGGAAGUGCAACAAUAGGGGAAGUGCAAGUUUUUGACACUGUUAAUUUGAGGGCUGCUAAUAUGAUUCCUGCUCAUGACAGCCCACUAGCAGCAUUGGCAUUUGAUGCAAGUGGUACAAAACUUGCCACAGCUUCUGAGAAGGGCACUGUCAUCCGUGUGUUCUCCAUUCCAGAGGGACAGAAACUCUUUGAGUUUAGGAGGGGAGUGAAGAGAUGUGUGAGUAUCUGCUCCUUGGCCUUCAGUAUGGAGGGACUUUAUCUGUCUGCCUCUAGCAACACGGAGACGGUUCAUAUCUUUAAACUGGAGACACAGAGAGAAAAGCCACAGGAGGAGCCCACUACUUGGACAGGGUAUUUUGGGAAAGUGCUCAUGGCCUCCACCACAUAUCUGCCUGCGCAGGUGUCUGAAAUGUUCACGCAAGGAAGGGCCUUCGCCACAGUCAGACUGCCAUUUUCAGGACACAAGAACAUCUGUGCACUUGCCGUAAUCCAGAAGAUUCCACGGCUUCUGGUGGCAGCAGCAGAUGGCUACCUUUACCUGUACAACCUAGACCCACAGGAAGGGGGAGAGUGCACACUAAUGAAGCAGCACAAAUUAGAUGGAAGUGCCGAACCUGCGAAUGAAAUCUUAGAACAGACAGCCCAUGAACGUCCACUCGUGGCCCAGACCUACAGUGCUGCUGUUGCCAAAGGUUACUCUGAGGAUCAGGGUGCAGUGGGCGGGGCUGGGGUGGAGGAUGAUAUGAACGCCCUGCAUCUGGACGAGGAAAAUGAGCAGCCCCCCCUAAUCCUGGAGACUGACUGAGAGAUCCCCCCUCCCUCACGCCAUGGGGCAGGAAAUAGAUGACGGAGUGACAUUUCAGAGGGGGGCGACUUUCUUCCUCCUCUGGUGCUGCUAUGAUCAUGUGACCUGGUGGAGAAGGGAUUAAAAGAGGGCAUUUUUAAAGCGAGCCUAGCUGUAGCCUCAUUCUGUCUGUUGUUACAUAUAGAUGUUUCUCUUUCUUUUCCCCUUUUUGUGGCUUUUUAAAAUCUGGUGAAUUUUGAUGCCCAGAUGUACCUUUAAUAUAAUACUAAGUAAGAAAACCGAGCUACAGCCAUCACGUCUCGUAGCUUUGCAUGUACAUGUGCCAAGUAUAGGAGUGCUAGACAUAAUUUGCUCUCGUGUCGAUGGUUCCGAUAUGUUCAGUGGACAUCCUCCUCUUGAGCCUUGACAGACGCUUAACGUGUGUGUGCGUGUGUUUCUUUCUUAAAAACUGCUUAACUGGCUUGAUACGCCUGCCAUGCCACUGCAUACUGUGCAGUGUUUUUCCGUUGUGUCGGAAAUGUGGGGUGAUUUCUGUCCCAUCUGCGUCUGUGGCUGUUCUAGCGCCGAGAUGUGAAUAUCGUCCUCCAUUAGCAGUGCUUAAGAUGCCUCCAUGUUGCUUUGACAGACUAGUCACGAAAACUUUGAAAGGUGACCUUGUCUGUCUAAACAAACAGUAUUCACAGGCUGUACUUUUCUGAGGGUCAUCUUUAGUUUUGGCCUGAAUAACACAAAGAAGCACUUCUUGUUUUUUAGACCAAUAUCCACACUACCUUAUGGACCAUUUGGUUAUCCAAUUAGGCACAAACAGGUUACAAGUCUCUGCGUCACCCCAGUGUCUUGCCCUACCCUGAUGUAAUUGAAUGGAAGAAUUUAGUGUCACUAAGGAUAUAAAAACAGCAUUAUUUUCAUUUGAAAUUGAAAUGAAGGUGAUUUGAUGUGUUGAUUUUGGCUGACGUUAGUGUGGAAACACUGCCCUGUGAUAUUAUGUAAUAAAAGAGGCUCAGCAAGCCAGCCAUUGUUUGGUUUUCAGCUUAAUAAAUGAAUUGUACUGAACUCAUCCUCCCUCUCCCAGAGCUACUGUCAGUACCUAAUUGACCGAUAUAACCAGCUUCACCUUCUUGUUUAGGAGAGGAGCUUGUAUUUUGAUCACACUGUUGAUGAAAGUUAAAAAGAUCCUCCAUUGCACGAAGGAAAAACUGUGCAGCUCACUGUUUCCAGACAGAUGUGGAAAAAAUUGCAGACUAGAUGGUAUGAGUCUAUGUUUGUGGCAUGUUCCCAUGGACGUCCCACUGGACCGUCAUCUAUUUAAUAAACACGGCUGAAGCCUAGGUCACAUGGUCUGGCAGCUGAGACAGAUCAGGUCAGUGGUGCUGUUAAGUCUCAAGGGGUCCCAAGUUCUCAUGAGAAGUAAAGAGGAGACGAGGGCUUGUGAAUGUGAUAAUCAAACGUUCUAGAUACAUAAUCAUCUCCAGUAUGUCCAGCAAGCACAAAGUGGAGACGGAAUUAUGUACUCGGCACCAUUCAAACAAGACGGAAUUCUCAAACGGAGCAACCCAGAGGCUCCCAAAUCUCCAAUUUCUAUGCAUGAUUGUCAGUUGAGCAUGACCUGAUGGUGUAUACCAGAACAAAUAAUAAUGUUAUCUGAUUGACUUUCUUCAUCAGCCAUUGAGCUCUGACAACUGUAGGCCACUAUAAUUUUUUUUAAAUGAUUUUUGUAUAAAAUGUGAAUUGUUCCAUAUAAAGAUAAAAUAAAAUCUCCGGUUGAAUAUAUCA